AUGGCUACAAUUAACAUUCUUCCCACUCUACUUCUACUAUCAUGUAUUGUUACCUUCCAAGUUGGUUUAGCAUCUCGAAACAUGCAUUUGGAUGAGCCGCCUAGCAAUCACGAUGACCUCGUUUCUAGGCUUUAUGAAAAAAAGGAUGGUGGGGGGCUAAUCGACUGUUGGAAUGCAUUAUUGGAGUUGAAAUCGUGUACGAAUGAAAUUAUACUUUUCUUUCUUAAUGGAGACAGUUACUUGACUAUGGAUUGUUGUAGAGCAAUUCGUAUGAUAACAUUCGGGUGCUGGCCUUCAAUGCUUACAUCUCUUGGUUUUACUUCAGAGGAAGCUGAUAUUCUUCGAGGUUAUUGUGGUGGCGCCUCACCGAUGCCACAACCAUCAAUACAUGCUUAA
Erigeron canadensis is the source of this 396-nucleotide messenger RNA. Its product is annotated as egg cell-secreted protein 1.2-like. The record is from RefSeq and is a predicted model, not a curated record. Lineage: Eukaryota; Viridiplantae; Streptophyta; Magnoliopsida; Asterales; Asteraceae. Bases 1 to 396 code for a protein of 131 amino acids. Gene Ontology annotation, biological process: double fertilization forming a zygote and endosperm. The transcript has a single exon.